UGGGUUCGCAAAUUGAACAUUGAACCGUCAUCUCUUCAGGCAGGUCAAACGCGGAGCUUUAUUGAGUCGUCACUCAUAAACACGAAGGUUGGGGGCUCAUUUUCUUUACCUCAGAAUUGUUUUUUACUGAUUAAAAUUAUAAUUUACGAGAAAAAAUUGAUUUUCGAAAAGGAAAGAGGAAUAGGGAAGAAAAAUGGUUGGAAUAAUUGACAAUGUUCUCAAUGAUCUUGGAUGGAAUGAUGGUUUUCGUAUUCCAAUUGCGAACGAAGAAAAUAAAAAACUGGAAGAGGAAGUGGAAAGAAAACGAAAAUUAAAGGAGAAAUUGUCCAUUGAAAUGGAGGCGAAAGAAGAACUUGUGGAGACGAUAAAAAAAAAUAUUCUUCAUCUCACAUCGCAGCAUGAACACAAUCAAAAUUUAAUUUCCGCCUAUUCAGCUCAAACGGAAGCUGAAAAUAAUUUAUAUAAAACGUCGCAAUCAAUGUUUUCGAGUUUGAAACAGGAAAUAAAUAAUUUCGAAAAAGACAAAAAAGAGACGUGCGAAAGAAUUGCAAAUAUGGAGAAUGAUAUGUCGAGAGUCGGUGAGAAAUUAAAAUUAAUUGAAUCAACGAUAAAAAUUGAUCAGAAUCGUUUGACGAAAUGGGAGAAAUCAAUGAAACGCGAUAACAACGAUAAUGAAUUAAUCGAAAAAUUCAUUCAAUCCGAUGCGAAGAAAUUCAAGGAGUACGAACUAAAACGUCAAAAACUAGGCGAAGAAUUGGAAAUCUACAGAAACGGAAUGAUUCUAGCGGUUGAUAAAUUGAAUGAGUAUGAAAAUUCUUUGGAUCAAACGGCUAAAAUGUACGUUCAGGCUUUAAAGGAAAGGCGACAAUUAAUAAAUCAAUGGUCACAGAGCGUUCUCAUUUUGAAGCAAAGAGAUAAUUCGAUUCAAGAAACACGCAAAGAAAUAGAAAAUCUACGAGAAAUUGCUAAGGAAAAAAUGGAAGUAUUCAAUGAGGCUGAGGAAUUUUUGAAACAUCAAAUCACAAGCAAUAGGGAAUUGGACGAGAAUAUUGAACAAUUGGAGAAGCAAAUUUUCUCCGACAAGGAAGAGCAAAAGAAACUCGCGGAAACUGUCGAAACGUUAGAAUCUGAGAUUCAAAUUCAAAAGAGAAAUUUCCAACAAUACGCCUCACAAAAUCAAUCGAAACGAGCGAAUAUAAAGAGGAAAAAAAUAGACAUUGAAAAUAAACAAAUAAAAAUUCAAUCGUGUCUGAAGCAAAUCGAAAAUUUGAAAAUAACGUUAAAAAAUAUCAGUAAUCAAAAAAUGAAUGUUGAAGAUCGUAUUCGUCAAUUAGAGGAAAUGCUCGAGAAACAAGAAAAAAGGAAAAUUUCAAUAGCAAAAGAUACAAAUCGCUUUCAAGCACAAAUAUUACGUACUACAAAUCAAAUAAAUGAUUUGGAAAAUGAGAGAAAAAUUAUUCAUCUAAGAUAUCAGAGUGAGAGGAAAAAAAUUGAAACACUCAAUAAUUUACGGUCGAAAAUUGAGAAAAUGUACAAAAAAAAGAAAUGUGAACUCUACAAUGUUGAAAUGGAAGCGCAAAAAAAUGAAAUACGCCUGGAGCAUAUGAUUAAUAUUGAAAAGGAUAGAGACGAAGUUCUUAGGAAACAAAAUAUUAUUGAGAAUUUGGAAAAAAAUUAUUCAAUGAAGACGAGUAGUUUGAAAAUAUUACAAUCACAAGUUGAUCAUCUUGACCACGAUUUAAAAGAAAUGAUGCAGGGACAAAUGAAAAAUAAUGAAGAACUGGAACGUAUACGUGAUAAAAAGCAAAAAUUGUUAGCAUUGAUAGAAGGUGGUGAGAAACAAUCUAAAUUACUACAAACAACGAAUGAGGAGAAGCAAAUUGAAGAAAAUUUAUUGCGACUCAAAGUGAAUCAAAUUGAAAAAUUAAUGUCCAAUGUUGAUGGAAAAGUUUAUAAUUUGGAGAAAUAUCGCCUACAAAUUGAAGCCAGCAUGCAGGAAAGAAUGGCGGAAAUAAAAGCACAACGUGAAAGUUUCUCAAUACAAAAGCGAAUUUCAGUGAAUGAAUGCUCUGAAUUACGUACAAUAAUUUCAGAGAGAAAAACACGAAUUCAACAAUUAACAGCAAAAUAUGACAAUAAUAAUGCACUGAUUGGUGUGAACGAUAAAGAUGGACAGCCAUUAACGACAACUUAUUUACAAAUACAAAAUGCGCAGGAAAAAUAUUUAUUGCAAGAGCAAGGCGAUGAACUCGAUCGAACAAUUAGAAAAUCAGAGCGUGAAAUUGAAAGUAUGGAAAAUACUUUGCGUGUCGUUAAGACAUGUAACGACAAAUAUAAAUUGAGUUUAGAGCAUGUCGAUGAGAAUGGACCCGAGAAAAUUGAGCAUAAAAAAUUAGAGGAAGAAAUGUAUAAGGUUCUCGAGAAAAAGAAACAAAUACGAAAUGAAUUUGAGGAGAGGCAAAAGGAUCUGAGGCGAAUGGAGGAGAAUUUUGCAAUUCUUGUGGAAGACAUUGAGAGGAAGAAGGAGGAGAGAGUGGAGAAGGAGAGAUAUGUUGAAAAUUUGGAACGUCAAAUUACUGAGCAGAGGGAAAAAUUGUUGAGGGCGGAGAAAAGUCUUAAGAAGGCUUACAAGGAUAUACAAAAUAUGUGUAUGUGCACCGACGAUCAUACAAUUUUAUGGCAAGAGAAAGACAUUUCAGCGAGGGAAUUACAUGAUUUAAAUAAAUCGGUUCUACAGCAAGUGGCGGAAUUUACGAUUCGUCACGUGGAAGCUGAAGCUUAUGUGAAAAAAUUACUUACUUCAAAAAAUAUUGAACUGCCAUCGAAAUAUUACAUGAGACCAUCGCCUAGUUCCAGUAGAUGUGAAAGUCGAAUUUAAUCAUUCUUUCCUUUAUAACAAAAGAUUAAGAAAAACAAUUGCCAUUAUUACCUGUUGCCAAGGCAGGAGCAAUUUUCCAAGCCAUCAUCAAAAGGGGGAAAUUCCAUGGAAUAAUUUGUCCACAAACACCAACAGGCUCGUGUUUUGUGUAGGCG
This is a messenger RNA of Leptopilina heterotoma, 3033 nucleotides long. RefSeq names its product coiled-coil domain-containing protein 39-like. The transcript is spliced from 12 exons. The coding region runs from base 194 to 2878 and encodes 894 amino acids. The record is from RefSeq and is a predicted model, not a curated record. Gene Ontology annotation, cellular component: axoneme. NCBI's taxonomy places the organism in Eukaryota, Metazoa, Arthropoda, Insecta, Hymenoptera, Figitidae. Gene Ontology annotation, biological process: cilium movement; inner dynein arm assembly; cilium-dependent cell motility.